Ylistrum balloti is the source of this 6587-nucleotide messenger RNA. RefSeq names its product bromodomain adjacent to zinc finger domain protein 1A-like. The record is from RefSeq and is a predicted model, not a curated record. The transcript is spliced from 24 exons. Lineage: Eukaryota; Metazoa; Mollusca; Bivalvia; Pectinida; Pectinidae. Gene Ontology annotation, biological process: chromatin remodeling. Gene Ontology annotation, molecular function: protein binding. Bases 95 to 4774 code for a protein of 1559 amino acids.
UAAAGAUCCUACUUUCAUUUUAGCUUAGUUUUGGUCGUUUUGAGUGAAUUUUGGCCACUCAAAACUUUCUUUGUUUUUCCCUCCAAAAUUCAAGAUGCCGCUAUUGCGACGACAGCCAUUUCACAGACAGAAACCCCCACCUGAUUUAGAUGGAGACGAAGAAGUUUUCCACUGUAAACUGACCAACGAAAUAUUUAGAGACUACGAGGAAUUCUUUGAGCGCAUUAUCCUUUGCAAUAGCCUGGUAUGGUCAUGUUCAAUCACCGGCCGAGCAGGACUAACAUAUCAAGAAGCUAUAGAAUGCGAAGAAAAGGCCCUGAAAAAUUUGGCUACCUUUCCUGGAUAUUUGCAGAAGCCGGUUUUAUUUCUGGCCAACCUUACUCAUCGAACUCGUCUGGUAGACAUGAAUGACGACAUCUUCGUCUUUGCUAAAGACCGUUUCUUCAUAGGCGAAGUUGCAGAAGUGAUGCUGGGCGGAGAGAGGAAAGCUUGCAAGAUUCUACGUGUAAUUCCACCAAGUACAGGUGUAUCGGAUGUGAAUGGAUGUAUUGUUAUAGACUCGGAUGAAGAGGAAGAAAGUGCAACCAAGAGGAAGGGAGGAGCCAUACUGCCAGCAGAACAAUACCGAUAUGUGGUCCAGGAGAGAGGCAAAAACAACAUCACAAUAACAGUACCCUCCAAACAAAUAAGUCGCAAAAAAGGCUUGUAUACGAGAGAUAAGAGCAAGUUGUUCCUUAAGCAGUAUUGUGAACCCCAUAUGGGCAUCUGGAGAGUCAAGAAUGACAUCGUGAUCAAGAAGGGGCUUGACAAGGCCAAUUUCCAGGACUUUUUCUCUGGCCCAGUGCCAGGAUUUGAAAUAACAGAGUCAAAGAGAAAAAUGCUGUCUGCCUCAAAGAAAGAUGAGGAAAUGGAGGAACAAGAAGUCACAGGGAAAAAGAAAAAGAAAAAGGAAAAAGAGGAAAAGCCAAAAAAAGAAAAGGCUGAAAAAUCUCAAAAACCAAAAGCUGAGCUUGAGUUAACUAUGGAACAAAAGGCAGCUCUCAAAGAACAGCUAAAACAACAGAAGAUUGCAGAAAAAAUGGCAGAGAAAGAAGAGAAAAGAAGAAAAAUGUUAGAAGAAAAACAAAAGCUAAGAGAGGAGAAACAAAAGGAACGAGAAAAGUUGAUGGAGGAACGAAGAGUCCAGUUAGAGUAUCUAAGAGAAUGGAAUCGUAUUCGUGAUGACAUGGAGUGUGAUGACCUGAAGGUACUACCAGAGCCUCAACCAGUAAUGACCAAGAUUCCUGUAGAGUCAUUUGGUGAUGCUGUUAUGGUCAUUGAAUUUAUCAAUAGCUUCAAAUCACUGUUUGAUUUGAAAGAGUAUUUUCCAAAGGGAUUUACAUUUGAGGUAUUAGAGAAAGCUUUGCUGGAGACUGACCAUAAUGGCACACUGACCGACAUCCUUCUCAUGAUGAUCACUGCUGUGUUCACCCUUCAAGAGGAGGAGGAGGAAGAGGAGGAGGCUCUGUCAAAGAAAGACAAGGGAGAUAACCAAUUGGUAGACAUUGUGGAUGUUACGGACGUAUCCAGUUACCAGCUGAUAGAAUCUGCAAGCAGUUACUCACAGAUCCCUCAGCUUAACCAUGGGUCCUUACUGAAGAAGUUGCCUCUGGAUUCCUUCACUCUGUCAGAGAUCCUCCGUCUUCACCUAUUGUCAUCAGGGGCUAGGGGAAAGGAAAAGAAUAUUAAAUAUCGCUAUCAACAGAGGGGUGGUUAUACGUCGCAGGAUGAUCCUGGACUGGACUUCAGGCGUCAGGAGCAGGCUAUACUCAAAAACCUCUCCUCCUUCUGUGUGUUUGACCUUGAACCAGAUGACAAGUUGAAGAUUCUACGUGUGCUGAUCCAACAGAUUCUGACAUAUGCAGCAACACGAGAUACCAUUGAGGAUAAUUAUGAGAGAUUGCGUCAGUUGAAAUCUGACCUUAAACAGAUGCAGUGGAGUGAGCACCGUCGGGAGCGUGAGGAAGCAGCCAUCAGAUAUAAGCGUCGCCAAGAAGAACGGAUGAUGGAACGAGAAAAAAUGGAACAAAAACGUUUGAAAAAAAUGCAAUUGUAUGAGGAAAGAUUGAGGUUACAAGAGAGUGGCCUACCUGUGCCACCUUUACCUGAGGAGGAGGAUGAUGAGACCGAUGUGAUCCGAUCAGAGCAGGAGAAAGAGCAAGAACGUCUACAGGAGGAGGAAGAAGAGGCUAACAAGAAAGCAGAGUUUGGGUUACAAGAGAAAGAGAUGAUUGACUCUAUAUCUCGCCUUCAGCAUGCUAGUCAGACCUAUCCUCUUGGGCGUGAUCGAUUGUAUCGACGAUACUGGGUGUUCCAGUCACUGCCAGGACUCUUCAUUGAAGAUUGUGAAAUGCAUGUCAAGGAUGAAUACUUGAAACCUGUUCCACAAAAUCCAAGCUCCAAUCCUUUUAUCAACAGUUCAGUUUUUGGGCAGCAGCUCCCACCUUCAGUAAUUCAAGUACCUCCUAAAAAGAAACUACCAGAAGAAAAUGGAAGUGACAAAGAGAAUGAUAGCAUGAACACAUCAUCCGUGAAUAAUAGUAUGAAUUUAUCAACAGCUGACAAUAGUAUGAAUGUGUCCAAUGUCAGCAACAAUACUCCAGAAAAUAAUACAUCCAUCAGCACUAAUCUAGUCAGCAAUGGUCCAACAGAAACACCAUUAAGAAAUGGUGCGAAUACUGAGAGGGCUGGUGAUGAGGUAGUGACAAUUAGUGAUGAUGACUCACAGCAAAGCAAAACAGAGGGUAUGGACAUCGAUCAAGGACCCCCAAUACUUGAUAGUCUAGCAAGUAAGCAAAUUAUGGAAGGUCCAAAGCAUAUGUGGACCUAUAUAUCAAGUGCAGAGCAGUUUGAGGAGCUGAUUAAUUCUCUGAACUCUCGAGGGUAUAGGGAAUCAGCUUUAAAACAAACUUUGAUAGAUCAAAAAAGCAGAGUGUUAGAACUUAUCGGAAAGUGUCCUGUGAAAUCUUUAUGUACUGCACCAGCUGUUCCUGAAAGACUGACAGAAGAACGAGAGCGAAGUGUGUCACCAGCAAUGGAAGGCACAUCCAAGAAGGCUCCAGUGAAAAAAAUGGCAAAAGGCCUAAUAAAGGGAGAUCAGGCACAGGAAGUGUUAGAAAUAAAUCUUAGGGAGUUGUUACUGGAUCUGGAGGAGAGAGUAUUUGUAGGAAGCCUGGGAUCUCUCAAGGUUAAAGAUCGAUUUGUAUGGAGAGAUGCUAUUGAGCAUGGCAGCUUCGACCCUCAGACAAAUGAUCCUGUUUUCGCUAAAUUUGAUGAAAAGAUUGAAAAGGACGAUGAUGACUCUUCCUCUUUAAGUUCUGAAGGAUCUUCUGAAUCCACAGUCAAAGACCUUGCAAAGGCUCUGCUUCAGAUAGAGAAGGCAGUUGAACCCAAGUACAUGACACCACCUCUAGGUGAGAACGCUGAAAAGCAGAAGUUAAAGCAGCUUAAAAAGAAAAAGAAAGAAGAAGAGGAAGAUAGUGAUGGAGAAGAAGAGGACACUACUAGGAGUCAAGGACGGUCCCUGUUAGAGAGAUGGGAGGAUUCCCUGCUGUACUCUACUAGUCUGUCACAGAUAUUCCUUCAUAUGGCCACUCUAGAAAAGAGUAUAGCCUGGUCCAAAUCAGCCCUCCAUGCACGGUGUCGAAUAUGUCGCAGGAAGGGUGAUGCUGAACAGAUGUUGCUGUGUGAUAUGUGUGAUCGAGGUCACCACAUGUAUUGCCUAAAGCCUAGACUUAAGAACGUUCCCUCUGGAGACUGGUACUGUCCAGACUGUAAACCCAAGGAGACCAAGAGGAGCCCUCUGAAGAGUCGACGGCGUACAUUUAGCGAACAGUCAGAAGAUGAAGAAGAUGAUGAAGAAGAAGAAGCAGAUAGUGAUGAGGAGGAAGAGGAAGAUGGUGAAGAGGAAGCAGAAGAGGAAGAGGAUGAGGAAGAAGAGGAAAACAAUGACAACUUGUGUGCUGUGUGUAGUAAGGCGGGCAUGCUCAUCUGCUGUGACACAUGUCCCUUAUCCUAUCAUCUGGCCUGUGCUAAACCUGCUCUCAAGAAGGUACCAAAGGGCAAAUGGCUCUGUCAGAUCUGCUCUGGUGUAGGAAAGCAGGGAAAGAUCAAAUUUCCAGGGAAAGGUGGAAAGAAAGCUUCAAAGUCAACCCCUACCUCAAGUAAGGCAUCCUCUAGGAAGGGAAGUCCUCGUGAUAGUCCCGUCACAGUGAAAAACUCACGCAAGAGGAGUCGACCAGCCUCUCCAAUGGAUGAGGUUAAACCAAAGCUUAAGAAAGCUGCUAAGUCCAUGUCAAAACUGGCUCAGGAUGUAAAUGGAGAUGCUGAUAUUAAGCAAGUUGCAACCACCAGUUCACGAGGCAAUUCCAAAGUACAACAUAUGAAGAUUUGUGAAGACCUUGUCCUUGAAUUAGUUAAACAUGAAGACAGCACGCCAUUCCUGAAACCUGUCAGCAAAAAACUGGUUCCAGAUUAUCAUGACAUUAUUGCAUGUCCAAUGGACUUCUCAACAAUCCGUAACAAGAUCAAUAGUUUUAUAUAUACGGAUGCAUUAAGUAUAGUGAAGGAUGUACGACUCAUCUUCGCCAACUGUGCUCAAUACAACAAAAAACAGACUCCUGAGUACAAAGCUGGAGGGCUUCUUUCCAAGCUGUUUGAGAAACGACUCAGGGAAAACCACAUAGACACUGAUGAUUUAACUCCACCCAGCAAGAAACAACGACGCACACUAUAGUGUUGAUCGUAGUGUCCAUUUUGUAUAGAACUGGGUAAAGGUGGUUAUCACCUUGAAAUAUUUUUUUUGUGGCACAAUUUAUAAGUGCAUAUCAAUGGCAACAUUUUGCAAAUUGAGUAAAUUUGUAGUAAUUUUGGAUUUAAUUGAUCUUGUGCAUGUGAGAAAUUGUUUUCAAGAGUUAAUGCAAGGUUUCAGUUAUCAGUAUGAAAUUAUGGAUAUUUGUGAAUGCUAAUUUGUUACAAUGUUAACUUAAAUAGUCCGUUUCUCAUCUUUGUUAUGAAAAUAUGAUGUGUGAAGUAGCACUUUUAACUGAUUGAAGUAAACUGACACUUGAUGUAGAAAUCCUGACCUAGGAUUGAUACUGAGAAAGUGUUACUACUACCUGGUAUGUCUGGUUGGUCUACCUGGUGUCCUUUUACCUGUGUUAUAAAUUAAAGUGCUCAAAGUCAGAAUUCCAUUUAAGGGUUUGACUGUAAAAUAUAUACAUGUAAGAAACUUUUUAUAUAAAAUUAUAGAAGUGAAUAUCAUGCCAACAUCCAAGAUUUCUUAACUAACAAUGCUUGGUGUUCAAAAUACAGCAGUAUUGUCAGUCUGUUAUUAAGUAUGUAGAAAAAUGACAAAGUGAUAAAAUAUUUAUUAUAAACACAGCACCAUAAGUUUGUAGGAUAUGUGCCUUUUUUAAUUAGAACGAAACACAGUGAAAGAAAAAAGGCGUUAGUUGGUUUGAUUUAAAUUUUACAUUUUAAAAGUUUAGCUCCCUUGGCACAAAAUGUCUACAAUGUCAUGUUAUGAAGCAGCAACUGUUAUCUUUUUUCCUUCUCAAAAAUAACUUGCGUCGUGAAUGAAAAGCAUUUUGAUAUCAAAGGGACAUUACUCUGUGUACAGUUGCAGUGUGGUGCAAUAAUGUAAAAUACGAGAUUGAUGAAAAGACUCUGAUUUAAUGAGCUUUUGGUAAGUGUGAGGAGUUCCUUAAUCACAUGAAAUAAGAGUUUUAACAUCCCUUUAAUGGCACACAAAGAAAAUUGUUUUUGAAUAUUUCAGGAAGAAUACUUUACCAUGUCAUUGACUGAAUAAUCAUGUGUUUACUACAUUUUCUAUUUAAUUAUCUAGCACAGGUUAGGAUUUAUUUCAGAAGAAAAAUGUUGUGUUCCAUUAUUUCUAUACUGCCAGGUCUGUAACAUGCCAUAGCUCUCAUUAGUACCUUCUGUAACUCGUGUCUCGUUGGAAUAGUGCUGUAACUUGUUUAUAAUGGAUAGAGGGAACAAUUUAAUGAGGAUAUUAGUGUAUAUAUAGAAUUCUUGUUUAGAUGUGGCUAAUUAGUACAUUUUGUAUAAACUUUAAACUCCGUAUCUCGGUAAAUAUUACACUCUUAAUAAACCAAUAUGGUUUAGAAAAAGAUUGUAUUGACAUUGCUAUCAUGACUUGACCCAUUAUUUUCAGAAAUGAAUGACUAUCAUUAAUGAAACAUACCUUAUUGCAUGUGUUCAGUUCAUGUGUAAGACCUAUGAAAGGUAAAUUCUAUAAACCUAGUUAUAGACUAAAGAUGAUAAACCAUAAUACUUGUUCUGUCUUACUGUUAAUAUCAUAUUAAUGUGAUAGUGUUUAUAUGUUUAUUUAACUCAUAAGUCACUGUUAUAGACAGAAAUAACUAGGAAUUAUUAUCAAGCAAAGCUAUGAAUGGAAAGUGUUAUAGGACCAAAAGUUUGUUUGUACUGUGUGUUGGUGUGGUUAUAUGACUGUUUCACUAUUUAUCUUCCAGAAAUAGAUUUUGUCUGUGUUAUUAAUUGCUGUACUAUUAAAUUAUUGACAACAA